UGACCCACCAUUGUCAUGGAGUUAGUUUUUGGCGGCACCAUUUUUUCUCUCCUCCCCGAUGAUAGAGUUCCUAAUCGUUUAACAAUGUUGCAGAAAACCCUAUUUUCAGCCAUGGAAUCGGUCAUCAGCAUGAUGAGAGAAGUGGAGGUCCAGGAGAAAGCAGUGGAUAUUGUUCAAGAGGAAGCUUCUAGGGGAGGUUUGGAUAUCAUGGUCAAGGUGGAGGAGCUUAAACAGAUGUUGGCACAUGCAAAAGACGCAAAUGACAUGCAUGCUGGAGAAGUCUUUGGGGAGAAAGCAAUUUUAGCAACUGAAGCGAGGGAGCUUCAGUCUCGAUUGCUCAACUUAUCAGAUGGGAGAGAUAAAUCACUUGUGAUUCUUAAUGAGAGUAUAAAGGAUUAUGCAGCAGCGGAGAAGAACAUGAAGGUUUGUGCUUGA
Malus domestica (apple) is the source of this 435-nucleotide messenger RNA. Lineage: Eukaryota; Viridiplantae; Streptophyta; Magnoliopsida; Rosales; Rosaceae. The record is from RefSeq and is a predicted model, not a curated record.